UUAUUAUUCUCGACAGCCUAUUAUAAUAUCAGAACAACUUCCUGGGUUCUGCUUGUGCAGUCUAAAUAACGAUCACUACAUUCACCAGUGGAACAAAACAUGGUUAAAUUAUCAUCGGUGCAAGCCAAUCAGCGAACGACCUUUUUUUGCGGCACAACGCAAAAUAGACGUUACGUAAACGUCGUCCGCUACGUAGCGUUCGUACCAAGAGGGAAGGAAGUGUGAUGUGGCUUUGACUCCCAACAAAAAUGUCAGCUAUUUUCAACUUCCAGUCGCUGCUAACAGUGAUUCUCCUCCUGAUCUGUACCUGUGCCUACAUCAGAGCGCUGGCUCCCAGCUUACUCGACAAGAACAAGACUGGGCUUCUUGGCAUUUUCUGGAAGUGUGCCAGAAUAGGUGAGCGGAAGAGCCCCUGGGUGGCUUGCUGCUGUGUCAUCAUGGCUUUCAGUAUACUGUUUCAACAGUAGCAGUCCAACAGAAACCACAAAUGGAAACAUCGGGGAAAUGAACAGGCAACAAGGCAUGAACAAUACGAUCCCACUGGCACAACUGGGCCUCCAGUGGUUGUCACUUAGAUAAUGUAAAAAACGGGAGACCUGUCACCGCUCGUCGCAGCCACGGAGAGAGAAAACGUGUCUUUGUGAGUAGAGGGGGUGAGGUGACGGCUCCAGAGUGUGUCUCGAUCCCUCCACAGACUUACAGGUCUGUCCUUGUGUUUGCCUAUGUGGAAAGUUACCCCGUUUGUAUACGUCUGUGUGUGAUCAAAUGAUCAUUUGCCCAAACAUUUCAAACAGAUUUUUUUUUUUUCACUUUGAGUUUGUCACAGUGACCUGUGUAAAAUCCUCUGGAAAAAUUCUCCCCUCAUAAAUGUUUAUAACUGUUAAAAGAUUCACACGGAGUCCUUUCUUUGUUGUAUCUGAGACAGUGAGAUCAUGUUCCACCGCAAACACAAAAUGGUAUAAUAGCUCUCUGGAAGUCAAAUUGUCGUACGUAUUUGUCACUGAGAGCUACUGAUGUUUUUAAAGUCAGUUUGUCACUAUUUAUUAAAGAAACAUUUUGGAAAUCUG
Molecule: messenger RNA, 1067 nt
Organism: Scophthalmus maximus (turbot)
Lineage: Eukaryota; Metazoa; Chordata; Actinopteri; Pleuronectiformes; Scophthalmidae
Gene: tmem167a
Product: transmembrane protein 167A
Exons: 5
Coding region: 249-467 (72 amino acids)
Biological process (GO): intracellular transport; protein secretion
Source: RefSeq, a predicted model, not a curated record